Saitoella complicata NRRL Y-17804 is the source of this 4671-nucleotide messenger RNA. RefSeq lists its product as uncharacterized. The transcript has 2 exons. Gene Ontology annotation, molecular function: RNA binding; ribonuclease III activity; ATP binding. Lineage: Eukaryota; Fungi; Ascomycota; Saitoellomycetes; Saitoellales; Saitoellaceae. Gene Ontology annotation, cellular component: nucleus; RISC complex; cytoplasm. Gene Ontology annotation, biological process: siRNA processing. The record is from RefSeq and is a predicted model, not a curated record. Bases 1 to 4671 code for a protein of 1556 amino acids.
AUGGCUCCUGAUGCAGAGACGGACGCGGCAAAGGUCGUUACGGGAGCGCGAUUGAAGAACCAGAGCCGGUCCAUUGCAACCGAAUCGCCAUGGCACUCCAUAGCAGAGCAAAUCCGAAAGCGCCGUCAGAACGAGUUACGUCGAGACAAUUUUGCAGUUUCUGUAGACCUUCCAAACCCUCUCAGCCCCCUGAACGGCACGGAAAAUGGCAGUACGGCGAAUGAUUUCUUGGUGGACCCCGAAGCUUCCAAUGUCCAGGUGGACAUGACCAUUGAUGACUACUUUGCCAAGGGUUUCGAAGCUCUAACGUCUGAGUUGUUAGCCCGUUCGUCCAAGUCAACAGAAGGAACCAUACCGUCGCCCGUUGUUGAAGAAGACAACGAUAAGUUUAAGGUCAUCACCGAUCCGAGGCCUUAUCAAAUGGAGCUGUUCGAGAGAGCUAAGGAGGGGAAUAUCAUUGCUGUACUGGACACAGGAAGUGGGAAGACAAUGAUUGCAUGUCUCCUUCUCAAGCACAUUCUCACCGUGGAACGGGAACGCCGUACUGCAAACCCCGAAACACCCAAGCGUCUUGCUUUCUUUCUCGUCGACUCUGUCCCGCUUGUCUUUCAGCAGCAUGCGGUCCUACAAGCCAACACACCUUUCGAUAUUGCUAAGUUUGUCGGCGAGAUGGGUACGGAUUUGUGGUCAGAGUCACAGUGGCGCAAGAUAUUCUCUGAGGUUGAUGCCGUUGUGUUGACGGCUGAAAUCCUUCACAAUUGCCUCGUGCAUGGUUUCAUUCACAUGCGCGAAGUCUCGCUCCUCGUCUUCGACGAAUGUCACCGAGCGAAGAAGCAGCACGUCUUCGCCCGUAUCAUGCGGACCUUUUAUCACGAUACAGCGACAACGCCUGUCGAGGAACGGCCUAAAGUGAUGGGAAUGACGGCGAGUCCAAUCGAGGGAACAACCAAGGCGAAUUUUAGCAAAGUUGCGGAAGAGCUGGAAGAGACUCUCGAUGCACAGAUUGUGACAGCGAUGAACUUGAGCUCUGUCGCGAGUUUGGCACAGGUGGCCAACAGACCUAAGGAAGUCAAGGUUCUUUACAAAGGCUUGGGAGGCAUCGCACGACAGCCCCAAUUAUUUGUCGUCGAUCGAACCGUAUUGACGCCGCUCUAUAGGGCGCUUUACAAGGUCGCCAGUACGGUCGGCAUCCUCAAGAGAGCGUUCGAUUCAUCCGCAAUCAUGUAUCACAUCCUCGGCCCUUGGUGUGCGGACAGACUCUGGGCAUACAUUCUCUCCGAACUCGAAUUCAAGCUCGAUAAUAUGUCAAAGUUCGACCGGUUCGUCGAUCCGGAAGGCUACCAGAGGGAAAGGAUUGCGAUUUCGCAUGCAAACGACAUGAUCAACAACUGGUCUUUUACGAAGCCUGUGAUUACCGGCAAUCGGGAAGUUGAUGAGAUGAUGUUUUCAAACAAGAUAUUGGUGCUGUUGGAUAUCCUCGGGGGGCUGUAUGAGGAUAAUCCAGAGGGGCACUGCAUCGUGUUCGUUGAGCGCCGGAGCACAGCGCAUUCUCUCUUCUUGCUCCUCAAAGAGCUCGAUGACCCUCGAUUGGCACCAAUCCGCCCAGAGUUCAUCGUAGGUCACGGAAGCACGGGCGAAGGCGACGUCGCAAUGAAAUACAAGAAGCAAAAUCAUGUCAUUCGUCAGUUCAGGAAAAGCCGGGUAAAUCUCCUCAUCGCGACUAGUGUCGCUGAAGAAGGCCUUGACCUCCCAGCAUGCGACUCCAUCGUCCGCUUUGAUCCAUGCGGGACAAUGAUCCGUUAUAUUCAGUCGCGUGGCCGUGCAAGGCGGGGAGAGUCAAUCUAUGUGGAUAUGGUUGACUCGGUACUUGGAGCGGCUGGUAUUCCGGAUUUCAGGGGCGCUGAGCAGGUCAUGAGGAGUUUCUGUUCGAGUUUGCCGGAGGAUAGGCUAUUGGGACGGGAUGUUGACGACGAUGACGAGGAUGACAUGGCGUUGAGUGAGAUCUACCAUGUCGAACCGAGUACUGGGGCCAAGCUGUCACCGCACGGUGCAGUGAGCGUGGUGUAUCAUUACUGCUCCAGGUUGCCAGGAGACGCCUUCACCACCAAUGCUCCGAUCUUCCAGAUUACUGGUGAACGUCAGGCGUACCGGUGCUCUAUUAAGUUCCCCGUCAAUUCUGCUGUGCAUGACAUUGUGGGAGAAGUUCAGCCAAACAAACCACGCGCCAAGCAAAUGGCUGCCUUCGCUGCUUGUAUCGAGCUGAGGAAGCGUGGUGGGCUUGAUGAGCGCCUUGUGCCGAUUCGAGAGAACCUCGAGAAGAUUGUGGAUGUGGAUGACGAGGGCAUGCAAGUUGGCACAGCCAAGGCAUUGAGAUCCUAUACAAUGAAAACACCUGACUUUUGGAAGGUUCGCGAAGGCGAACCUUUGCCAGGACAGGUGUACGCAACUCUCAUCAAAAUUGUAAAGCCCAGUAAUGAAGGUAAUGAAGGGGUGCCAAGUCAAGGACAUCGGCCGAUAUGUCUGCUGACGAGACGGCCUUUCGACAUUGACCUCGGCUCUAUUCAGCUCUUCAGCACCGUGGAGGCGAAGGUGUAUGCAAACGCUGAAUGUACAAUCCUACCUGAUCCCAUCAGCCUGUCGAGAACACAGCUAGACAUACUGACUGGCUACGCCUUGCGUGUGACGUCGAUGAUUGCUAACCGCUCAUUUACCUGCGAUCCGGACAGAAUGCCCUACUGGGUAACGUUCCCCACUACCCACGAAGACGGGAAGGUCGCAGACUUGAUACCGUGGGGAGAGAUCCAAGCAGCUGUGUUGCGGAAACACACACCCUGCCCCGCUGAUUUGUCCGACCUUCAAGACAAAGUACUUUUGGAAAUUGGAGAUGACAGAACGCGAUAUCGACUUACCUCUGUGCGGACUGACCUUAAUCCCUUGUCGCAACCACCCGCCGGUUCAAGGGAAGCGAAGUUCGAAAGCUUUCUGGAAUACACCGAGCGUAAAUGGAGGAAUCAUGAAGUCAAGGUGAAGGACUUUGAGCAGAGUAUGCUUGAGGUUAAAAUCAUUCCUCGUGUGCUCAAUUACCUGCACAGACCAACAGCUAAGGAUAUGCCGCGCACAGAAUUGCGCUCCAGAACUCCCGCCCACUUGAUGCCUGAGCGUGUCCUUGUGAGCACUAUCCCAGCACCAGUACUCAUCACAGCUGUAUGUGUGCCAUCCAUCAUGACCCGCAUUGAUGGGUACCUGAUUGCGAGCGAAGUCAAUCACAUGUUGGGCACAGAUGUCUCCCCGUACGACACGUUAGCCGCCUUGACUCCACCUGCAGGCAACAUGGAGUUCGACCUUGAACGUAUGGAGCUACUCGGCGAUUCCUUCCUCAAGCUUAUCACCUCCCUAUACCUCUAUGUCACUGAACCGGACAACCACGAAGGUCAGCUGCACGUAAAGCGCAUGAGACAGAUUUGCAAUGCCAAUCUUUAUCGCCUUGCCAGGGACAAAGGACUGUACAGUUACAUUCGUCCCAAGGCCUUUGCGCGAGCCAACUGGCGACCGGCGGGCUUUGUGGCAAAAGAGGAUAAGGAGGAUACAGUUGCCAACAUCUAUGGCUAUGUAAUGGGAGAUAAAGGCCUCGCUGAUGUGGUCGAAGCUCUCAUUGGAACCGCACUCUAUCACGGUGGGUUGGACCAAGGUGUGAAGGCCGCCCUUGCGCUCGGUAUCAAGAUGCCAGGAAUCGAGGGACAAUGGAGUGACUUCAGCCGGCUAUACGACUACGUCACGUCUCCGCGACUGGAUAUCGGUUUCUCAUCCCAGGACGUGCGUGGGCUGGCGAAGAUCAUUGGCUAUGAGUUUAAGCAACCGUUGCUCUUGACUGAAGCUCUUACGCACGCCAGUAUCAACACGACGAACAUCCCGUGUUACCAACGACUCGAGUUCCUUGGUGAUGCACUUCUCGAGACUACAGUCCUUCUAUACUUUCUCAAACGCUAUCCCAAUCAUUCUGAAGGCCGCUUGACAGAGCUGAAAAGCGCGAUGGUAUCGAACAAAAUCCUCGCCGCACUUUGUGUUCGGUUGGGGUUGCAUUCUUACAUCAAUCACUUCUCAGCUGCUUUGCCCAAUGCAGUAAAGGAAUACGUGACGGAUUUGGAGUACCAUCGUCUCGAUCACGCCGAGAAGGAGUACUGGUUGGAUCUGGACGCACCGAAGUUCUUGUCGGAUAUCGUUGAGUCGACGCUCGGAGCAAUUUUUCUGGAUUCCGGCUUUGACUUGCGUCAUGUUGACGAGUUCUUCGUCUCAAGGUUGUUGCCACUGUUCACUACCGAUAUAAAGCCAACUGUGAGACAACACCCAAUGGCUUGUCUUACACAAGGAAUGCAGGCAUGGGGUUGCUUGAACUUUGAAAUCCAAAGCCUUAAAACCAUUGCUGAGGAUGGUGACCAACACGGAGCAUCACUGAAGAAAGCCAUGUUCGUCAUCCACGGGCACGUCUUUGCGACCGGCGAAGGACCCUCUCUUCGUCAAGCGAGGUUGGAUAUGGCACACAAGGCUCUCUGUGAAGCUCGGGCCAUGAACAGUUCUGAACCAGAUAUUUUCCCACGCGUGUAUUGUGAUUGUCCUCCAAGGAUGCGUACUAUUGCCUCAUUCGAGAAAGAUGAUGGCUGGAUCGAUCUUUAG